Molecule: messenger RNA, 6167 nt
Organism: Crotalus tigris (Tiger rattlesnake)
Lineage: Eukaryota; Metazoa; Chordata; Lepidosauria; Squamata; Viperidae
Gene: CLVS2
Product: clavesin 2
Exons: 5
Coding region: 1941-2924 (327 amino acids)
Cellular component (GO): membrane
Molecular function (GO): phosphatidylinositol bisphosphate binding
Source: RefSeq, a predicted model, not a curated record
GUCGAUGGGGGUGAGGGAGGGGAGGAAUCUGGGGUGACUCCGGAGGAUGGAUUGACGGUAUAGAUAUAUAAGCGCUCCGCUGAUCGAAUAAGAAGUGCCGGAGAAAGCAAUGCGGUGGAAGGCCAAGCUGUGGUGGGACUCGGGGGCUAUUAUUGGAAAACUGCUCUUCCCCCCCCCCUCCCGCGCUGUUCCGCCGAGGCGUCCUCCUCCCCGCACCACAAACCCAGCCUCCGGAGCCAGAGAGGAAAGAUCGGGCUGGGUAACAACAAUGCGAGGGGCUCGGGCGGGGGAUUUGAUCUGAAGUAACUUGCCCCGGCGGCUGCCGCCCAGGGAGCCUUGAUUGACGUAGACCUGCUGGAAGCGGCGCAUCCAUCACCAGGCUGAGCCACAGCAGAAGUCACCGGCCGCUCCUGCAGGAACACAAAGGCGGGCGGGUAGCGGGGAAGCUCUUGACUACCGCCGGCCGCCCAGCUUCACCUUUCCUCUGGCAGUAGCUCUGCGUCCCCCGAAGAGAGCGGCGAGGAGGACACGCCGCCUCCACGCCCUGGUGCCUGGACAACCAUUGCAGAAGAGGGAAGGGGGCAGCGGACGGGAGAGAAGAAGGGAGCCCUGAGCCCACAGGCCCGUCCUUGAUUGAUUGGCUGUUCCUUUUUGACCGCCGCUGCCUCCCAUCCAAAGGAGUUGCUGUCUUGGCUGAUGGAUGCCGGAAGGUGCCGCAUUGCCUGGUGUAUGUUUGUUGGCUGCUUGGCUGGUAGGCAUUACUUGGCUGUUCCUUUUUGUCUCUGAAUGCCUUUCUUCCGGCGGAGGCUGGGAUCCCUGCGAGGCGAAAAGACCUGCUCCAUCAGUGAGUGAAAAGGACCCAGAUUUCACCCCCGGCCUCUCCCCGCUCUCUCCCCCCCCUUUUUUUUUCUAGAGGCGACGGAGAGGGACAGACGGCAGCCUUGCUGGUACUAGAUGAGGUCACUGUGUAAGUGGGCAGGGGGAGUGAAAGACGCGGUAGAGGAAUACAUCCCCUGCUUUGGAGAUUAAAAAGCUUGGGGGUAUCAGAAGAAGCAGCUAAUUGAUUAAAAAAUAAUAAUAAUCCAACUUAUCCAGCUGAUCAGCACAUGCCUCUUGAACCCCUACCACAAAUUGGUUUUUAAAUGCUAUUCAGGAAUUGUUCAGAGAGAGUGAGGGAGGCAGAAAAAACACCUUUAUUGAAAGCUUGGUAUUAGGUCGUAUUUAUUGAAAUUGCAGUUCUUUAGCUAUUUCAGCAGUGCCAAGGUGAAGAUCUCUAAUUUGCAGGGAGAAGUGGGUGGAAAUAUUAGAGUGUGCCUGUGGUGGAGGAAUUAAUUACCUCAACCUCUUCUGCACUCCCGGCAAAGUCACUGGCUGUUUGGCCUUGUUCUCUCUGGCAUCAUAAUGCUGAUCUGUAUCUGCUGAUCAAGGCAUUUUAUUUUAGUGCUGUUUUUUUUUCCCUUCACCCAAUUGUUUAAAUCACUAUUGAAUGGGAAGGAGGACGCCCGUUCUCUCUGCUUGGGCCCUGUCAGAGCCAUUAUUUCUAGUCAUCAACAGGCAAUUGCUGCAGAAGAAGAAUAAUUGGGCUCAACUAAACGUGAGUUAUAGUUUUCCUGCAGCUUCAAGCUGUGGACAGGUGUUGGAAGGCUGGGAUUUGGGGCUGAGAAAGGAGAGCAGAGCAACAGCAUUGUGUGUGUCUGUGUAGUUAAUUGGGAGAUGGAAAGGGCAGAUUGGAAUUGAGGUGCAUAUAUUAAUUGAACUAUAUUAGACAUUAGUGUUGGAGAGAUUGGUAGCAAAGAAUUACCUAACUUGUUGGAUACUAGAAAUGGAAGGGAGGGUUUCAUAAAUCAAAACCAAGAGACUGAAUUUCAAGCUUUGUGGCAGUUUGGAGGUUCCACCCCUUCUUCUGUGCAAGAAGAACCAUUAUCGGACGAAGCGGCACAAUGACUCAUUUGCAGGCAGGCCUGUCUCCAGAGACUCUGGAGAAGGCCCGAUUGGAACUGAAUGAGAACCCAGACACUCUGCACCAAGACAUCCAGGAAGUUCGGGACAUGGUGAUCACCCGACCCGACAUUGGCUUUCUUCGCACAGAUGAUGCCUUUAUUCUUCGCUUCCUGAGGGCCAGAAAGUUCCAGCAUUUUGAAGCAUUUCGCUUGUUGGCCCAAUACUUUGAGUAUCGUCAGCAGAACCUUGAUAUGUUCAAGAGCUUCAAAGCCACUGAUCCAGGCAUCAAGCAAGCACUCAAGGAUGGCUUCCCCGGAGGGUUGGCCAACCUUGAUCAUUAUGGCAGGAAGAUCCUGGUACUAUUUGCUGCCAACUGGGACCAAAGCAGAUACACACUGGUGGAUAUUUUACGUGCCAUACUUCUUUCAUUAGAAGCCAUGAUUGAGGACCCAGAACUUCAAGUAAAUGGAUUUGUUUUGAUUAUAGACUGGAGCAAUUUCACUUUCAAACAGGCUUCUAAACUGACACCAAGUAUGCUUCGAUUAGCCAUAGAAGGCCUUCAGGACAGUUUCCCAGCGCGAUUUGGAGGAAUUCAUUUUGUCAAUCAGCCAUGGUACAUUCAUGCCCUUUAUACAGUUAUACGUCCGUUUUUAAAGGAGAAGACAAGGAAGAGGAUAUUUCUCCAUGGAAACAACCUCAACAGUCUGCACCAGUUGAUUCAUCCUGAAAUUCUUCCUUCUGAAUUUGGAGGAAUGCUUCCACCUUAUGACAUGGGCACAUGGGCAAGAACACUGCUAGAUCACGAGUACGAUGAUGACAGUGAAUAUAGUGUGGACUCCUAUAACACAUCUGCAAAAGAAGUUGAAAAGGAGCUCUCACCCAAAUCCAUGAAGAGGUCUCAAUCUGUUGUGGACCCCGGAGUGCUCAAGCGCAUGGAUAAAAAUGAAGAAGAAAACAUGCAGCCAUUGCUUUCACUUGACUAGCAGUCUGAGCAUCAAAUAUGAAUUAGGGUGGAAGCUAUUGCUUUUCAGAGCCAUCCAUCGAGAAAGAAUGUACAAGUUGGAAUCCUAUUUUAACGUAGCAUAUUCUAAUGAGGCAGCAGGUUUUGCCAGGCAUCCUAGCUACCACUCAACUGGAAACCAGGGUGGGGAAAAAAAUAAACAGGAGAAAAUAUCAAUAAUAUAUUCUCUUAAGUGCCAACCUGUUUGUAAAUAGUCUUUUCCUUCUCUGUGCAUUUGUAAGUAAUGAUAGGAAUUAUACUACAGGAAAAAAGAAAAUAAAGUGGCCAUUAAUGUGUCCGAUGAAGGCACUAUAAAAGAACGGAAUGAACUCAGACAAAAAAUAGAAAAUCAGGCCCUAGAUAGAUGUCAUCCUUUUUAUACAAAGCCAUAUCUCCACUGCCAUACUGCUUUAUUCGUUUCUCGCAGUUUCCAUUUAGCAAGAUAAGAUCCAUAAACAUCGUAACUCAGAUUUGCUGGUUUAGAAGAUUGCCACAAACCUUGCCAGAGCUCAUCACGGAGAUUAUAAAAUAAUUCACUGUGGGUUGGGGGGAGAAAGAAAAGAAAUAGUUAUAGAGACAAGAAGCUAAAUACCAUUUCUUGGUAUAUUUUUUGGAGACAUCUGAUUUUCACAAUCUGAAUUUUGAGAGCUGUUUGGUUCCUGAACAUGGAAGAAGUCUCAUCUUGGUUCCGUGUCUGAGAACUUUAUCCUUGUGGAACCUAUUUCGUAAUCCUCUGCUCCUUCUACUUCGCAGAUGGAUGAAUCGUUUCUAAACUGUACGAAACAAAAGUCUGGAUACAUAUCUAUAUAUUUUUACCAGUCUCUAUACAUGUAAAGUGUCAUUGGUAGAUAAGUAUAUUUAAUCAAGGAUUUAUAUAAAAAAAUCAUACCUAUUUGGUGUGUUUAGAGUUUAUUAUAUAUUGUAUAUUAAGGCAAUGUCAUUGUUAACUUAGUAAAAUAUUAAGUACAUCAUCCUCCUUGGAGCAAAACUCAAUUGUUAGAAGAAUGGUGUGCUAAGGCCAUCUUUUGUUUGUGAUGUAAUUGUGUAGAUGAGAUAUGUGCCAUAUUAGACUGAAAUAACAUUUUUACCUCAGAAGAUCAAACAGUACCUGAAGUGGACUGUAGUUUAGGAGUGUGUCUUCAUCUUUGAUUGUGCUGAUCUGCAUGUGUAUUUCUGCCGUACAUCAAAACAAGAAUUGCACCCUACAACUAUCUUUCCUUCAGAAAGAUUUAAUAUUACAAUAUAGUUGAACAGGAAUGACAAGAUCUCUUGCUUGCAAAAAAAAAAGUAUUAUGAAUAAGCUUUCAAGGAUACUUGAAAUCCUUGGCCAUGAUGGGAUUCAUUGUAAUCCUAAUUUUAAAAGGUCUUUGGUUGAAAAAAAAAAAGCAUGAAUAUGUUCUGAUCACUCUGCUCAAUUCAAAGAUUAUCUCUGCAGGCUUCAUGGGUAAACUAUUACAUCUCAUGUUGGCUCUACCAUUGUUGUGUGAUUCAGACGUUUACUCUUUUCAUCAGAAACAUGUUUUCUGGUGAGUCAUUUCCAUUACUAAUUACUAUUAAUAUAAUGUGAGGCUGUAGUACCCGCUAGACCAUUUUAUAUGCAAUUGAAUGCUAAGAUAAGAAAGGCGCAUUUGCCUUAAUUUCUCUUUACCUUGUGUUGAUUUUGACAGUUGUGUUCUUCAUAGUCACAGGCAUUAACUUGAUUGUGUUAUUAAAUCAUCCUCAUUUUGGUGGUAUAGGGCUACAUACAAAGUUACACCAUAAACUUCCAUCUCUCUUGUGGAGUGUCCUCAGGAGGAUCCUUGUAGGGGUGAGCAUAAGACUUCAGUAAGAAAGUUCCACUUGGAAUGUAUACUUUUUAUAUCUAAAAUGUCCUAUGUAUUAAGCAGAAAAUUCUCAGUGGAAGAAUGUUGAAUUAUUGCAUCAGAACUGAUCGCUACUGGUAGAAAUGACUUAGCAAGACUUGAUGCUGAUCACAUCAGAGUUCAAGGCAUGUCUCUGAAACAACACUUGCAUCUCUUAGGAUAUGCUACAGCUUCCUUGGAAGGAUUACAAAAAGUAAGCAAAAGGUGAAGUCUUCUUCACAUUGAACUUGACAUGGUGAUUAUUCAUGAUUUUUUCCUGAAUAAUCACUGCUACUGCCUUCUUUUUUAUUUCUUUAUUUUUGCUUCCUAGUCUAGCUUAUAGCUUGAGAUUUCCUGAGGGUCUGUCAUCCAAAUAUUAAAAAGAUCCAAUCUUAUUUCACUUUCCUGGCCAGCCAUGUGUUAUUAUGUAUGGUCACUUGCUGAGACAUUAGAGCAGGAGUCCCCAACCUGUGGGCCAUGGUCCACUACCAGUCCAUGGUCUGUUCACAACUGGGCCAUGUGAGUGGCUGGCUGGUGUGAACGUGUACGUGCUCGCACACAGCCCCACUCGUGUGAGUGCCACAGGUGCUUGCGGUUCCACUCGUGGGCACUUGCAGCUCCACUUGCGUGAGCAUUGUGAGUGCGCAUAGCCUCACUCGCAAAAGCAACAGGUGCUCAUGCACACACACACGUGUCUGCCCCUCCUAUACAACCAUCACCUCUUCCCCCCGCCCCCCCCCGGGCUGCUAAUCCGGAAAGAUUGGGGAACUCUGCAUUAGACUACAUGUCAAUGCAUUCAGAAUUACUGCUGAAAAGAUAUUGAACUGGCAAUAGCAAUCAGUCUACUUUCUUUAGUCAAGUACUUAUAUAAAUCAUGUUUUGAAGCAUAUUUGUCACAUUCACAUUUUCUGUUUUAAGUGCAUAGAGAAAAAGAAAAUGGCCAGUUUUUUGGCAUCUAAUUUUGGCUUUAACCUAUCUUCUUGUACCGUCACCAUCAGAAGGAAGAACUUGACACAUCUGUACUGUCCCAGGGUAAUUUCAGGCUAAUAAGUUAGAAGUAAGUCAGUUAAUUUAUAUUUGUCCUUUGAAGGUUCUUGAACUUAAAAGUCUUCUGAGCACCUUCUGUACAUUCUUGUAAGGCUUUAUAGGAAUAAAAAACAGCUGGACAAUUAGACCUUGGUACACAUAGUCCUCAACUUAUGACCACAAUUGAGCCCACGGUUUUUGUUGAUAAGUGAGACAUUUAUUGAGUUUGGCCCCAUUUAACAACCUUUCUUGGAACAGGUAAUUGAAUCACUGCAGUUAAGUUAGUAACACCGUUGUUAAGUGAAUCUGACUUUGUUUGUCAGAAACUCACAAAAGGUGAUCACAUGACCCCAGGACAU